GCGCUGUUUGGCGGUGACCGGGGUUUUCAGCUGUUUUCCGGUGACAGCGGGGGGAUGACAACAUCAUCGACAGUCACGGCCCUUCCUCCAUUCAAGCCGACUGCCAAACAUCGACAAAAAGAAGCGGUCAGCCAUCGGAAUUUGGAGUGUGUCUUUGGGGAAUUUAUUCUAUAUGUGCCACUGGGAGCUAAAACAACAUGGCAGAUGACAAGGACGUGUUGAGAGACGUGUGGUUCGGCCGGAUCCCCACCUGCUUCAUUCUGAACCAGGAUGAGGUUACUGAGAGAGAGGCCGAGCCCUACUAUCUGUUGCUACCCAGGGUCAGCUACUUGACUCUGGUUACAGACAAGGUGAAGAAACACUUCCACAAAGUGGUGAGGACCGAUGACGUGGAGGAGAUGUGGUUGGAGUACGAGGGGACGCCGCUGAAAUGGCACUAUCCAAUUGGAGUUCUGUUUGACCUCCAUGCGUCCAACACUGUCUUACCCUGGACCAUCACUGUGCACUUUAAGAACUUUCCAGAUCGUGACCUGCUCCACUGUCCCUCCAACUCGGUGAUCGAGGCUCACUUCAUGUCCAGCAUCAAGGAGGCCGACGCUCUGAAGCAUAAGAGCCAAGUCGUCAACGACAUGCAGAAGAAAGACCACAAACAGCUGUGGAUGGGCCUGCAGAACGAUAAGUUUGACCAGUUCUGGGCCAUGAACAGGAAGCUGAUGGAAUAUCCCAGCGAGGAGGGAGGCUUCAGAUACAUCCCCUUCAGGAUAUACCAGACGAUGAGUGACAGGCCGUUCAUCCAGAAGCUGUUUCGCCCCGUUUCACCCGAAGGCAACACGCACACCCUUGGGGACCUGCUGAAAGAGAUGUGCCCAGCUGCUUUACCAAACAACGGUGAGCAGAAGCGUUACCAGGUGGUGGUCCACGGCAUCGAGCCGCUGCUGGAGACGCCUCUGCAGUGGCUGAGCGAACACCUCAGUCACCCCGACAACUUCCUGCACAUCUGCAUCACACCUGUCCCCUCUGACUGAGGCCACACCCGCCACGCUUCACUGUCACCCCGCCGCC
Etheostoma cragini (Arkansas darter) is the source of this 1062-nucleotide messenger RNA. It is a transcript of the gene atg5, whose product is annotated as ATG5 autophagy related 5 homolog (S. cerevisiae). NCBI's taxonomy places the organism in Eukaryota, Metazoa, Chordata, Actinopteri, Perciformes, Percidae. Gene Ontology annotation, cellular component: cytoplasm; Atg12-Atg5-Atg16 complex; phagophore assembly site membrane. The record is from RefSeq and is a predicted model, not a curated record. The transcript is spliced from 8 exons. Gene Ontology annotation, biological process: autophagy of mitochondrion; autophagosome assembly; C-terminal protein lipidation. The coding region runs from base 198 to 1025 and encodes 275 amino acids.